Molecule: messenger RNA, 2097 nt
Organism: Danio rerio (zebrafish)
Lineage: Eukaryota; Metazoa; Chordata; Actinopteri; Cypriniformes; Danionidae
Source: RefSeq, a predicted model, not a curated record
UGUGCACAGGGCCAAGAAAUCUAAAUGCCUAAUAACAGUUUCUAUUGUCUGUUUAUUUUACAGAACUUCCUCACUAUAGUGGACGUAAUCUCAUCAGUGAACGCAGUACCUGUAUGGACACAGCUAAAUCAAGCGGACGCUAGCCAAGGCAACAGCUCUCAACUCCUGAACUCCAUUGAAAGUGUUCUAAAAGCAACAUCAGACACCGACUUCAACAUAAUAAGUCCUUCUAAUUCCUUCCUGUUCAAAAAGGUUACAACAUCAACCCAAGACUUUAGAGAAGAAUUAAAGCUCAACUCAACGGCUACGAUAUACAUCCCAGAUCUAACAGCCACUCAAAAAAAUGUCACAAUCACAGCAGUGGCCUUCUCCUCCCUGGGCAACAUCAUGCCUGCAAGAAAUCGCACCGAUACACUGAACGAGACUGAAAACGUCAUCAAUGGACUCAUUGUGGUGGUGAACACUAGUGUGACGCUUAACAACAUACAGCUGACCUUUGAAAAACUCAGCAAUUCCACCACUCGUAAUAAUGAAACAGUCGUUUUAGGGAACCUCCAAUGUGUUUUCUGGCAAUUUAACCUUUUUAAUGGCAGUGGGGGAUGGGACUCAACAGGAUGCUAUCCUACGGUGGUAAACGGCACUGAUACUUGUCAAUGCAAUCACACCACUUCAUUCUCAAUUCUGAUGUCCCCUUACGUUCCUGAAGAUCUUGCGUUGUCUGUUAUCACGUAUGUUGGUGUCACCAUUUCGAUGGCCAGUUUGGUAGUUUGCCUGAUCAUCGAAAUGAUCACCUGGAAGGGUGUAACCAGAAACGCUACAUCACACAUUCGGCAUGUAUCCUUAGUCAACAUUGCCCUUUCUCUACUGAUCGCUGACAUUUGCUUCAUUAUCGGCGCUGCAGUUGUUAAUCCCGGACAGGAUUUCAUGAAGUCUUGUAGUGCUGCGGUAUUCUUCACCCACUUCUUCUACCUGGCCCUCUUCUUCUGGAUGAUGGUCUCUUCAGUUCUGCUCCUCUACCGCACCACAAUGGUCUUCUCUACCAUUUCCAAAACCAUCAUGAUGGUAUCUGCUUUCAGUGUGGGCUACGGUGCACCUCUCCUCAUCGCGGUUAUUACUGUUGCCUCCACCGCUGGGAAUAACAGAUAUGUCACACAGAAUGGAGCAUGCUGGCUGAAUUGGGAUCAAUCCAGAGCUCUUCUGGCUUUCGUCCUGCCGGCUCUGGUCAUUGUUGUUGUCAACAUUAUUGUUGUUGUGAUAGUUGUGGUGAAAAUGGUCAGGAGUGGAGUGGGAGAAAGCAACAGGGACGAAAAGAACGUCUUGGUAGUCAUUCUCAGAUGUGUGGCCAUUUUGACACCUCUCUUCGGGAUUACAUGGGGUCUCGGUUUGGGUAUCAUGAUUGACCCUAAAGCUUUGGCCAUCCACUACUUGUUUGCAAUCUUCAACUCUUUGCAGGGCUUCUUCAUAUUGGUUCUUGGAACGCUGAUGGAAAAGAAGGUUCGGGAGACACUUAAAACAAGACUGAGAAUCCGUAGAGCCACUGGUUCACAUGGCACCCGUACUUCCAGCUCUGGAUCCAAUUUCUACAGCAGUACCUCCAACAGAACGACUCUCACAGAUGUUAUUAACACACUUAUGAGACGAGGAAGGAAUGCAAGGGCCACUGGGAAUACUUCACACACCUCUAGAGCAUCAGAAAGUUUUCUGAAUGCUUAACUGGACAGACAGACGGCUUACUGAAAUGCAGAAUGCUUCUACAAACACAACUUCAUAAUGUAAUUGAUCAAUUUCUGUCUAGGUUUUUUUUAAACACAACCAUUAGUUUCUUACAAGUGAACCAGAUUGACAACAUCUACAGUUAAAUGCAAAAUGAUUGGCCCUCCUGUGAAAGUUUUAUUCUUUUUUCCUUUUCUAUUCUUAUUGUGAUGUUUAACGGAGCAAGGGCAUUUUCACAGUAUAUCCAGCAAUUUGUAACUUUUUGAUUAGUGGCUAAUUCGGAUGAAUUCAUACAAUCUAGUACGAUUUGCAUAUCCCCCAUUGAUGGAGGGGUUUAGGUGCCAUGCCUCCUUUUAAAAAUUGUAUAUUUUCGUACAACUGAAC